This is a messenger RNA of Prunus armeniaca (apricot), 303 nucleotides long. The record is from the annotation of a GenBank genome assembly. NCBI's taxonomy places the organism in Eukaryota, Viridiplantae, Streptophyta, Magnoliopsida, Rosales, Rosaceae.
AUGGCUUCUUCAACUUCAGACGACGACUUCAUCACCGUCGUAUGCAGUAACCCCAAUCCAAUUCAAGCAAACACCACCAGCACCGAUAUAGAGAUUCUAAUUUCAGUCACGAAUAUCCCAAGGUGGGAUUUGCCAUCAAUUCUCUGUCACCAAACAGUCAAAGUUCAAGCCCAUCGGAACAGGUGCGUGGUGGCUAAUUCAACACUCAUCGUAUUUCAAUGGCCUCCUAAGUGGGAGCUUCAAGUAAUCAAUUUCGAUCACUUUCUUCUUGUGAAACUGAAUUCAACGAAGCCCGGAACUUGA